AUGAACGAAUCAAAAUCAAAUCAAAAUGCUGCUGCAUCAUCAAAUAUUCGGCAACCACAACAACGUAUGGCACAAAAUUACCUUCUCAUCUGGGUAGAUGCCAGCAUCGACCAAGCAGACAAGGACUGCCAAAAUGCACUGGCUCAAUUGAAGAACGUGAUCAACAAUGCCAAUCUAUGUACGGAACCGAAUCAGUGCAUCCAAACACUCAACCAGAUGGGCAAGGAACGAGCUUUUGUGAUAAUGUCGGGCUAUUUGGGUCAACAUUUAGUUCCUGAAAUUCAUGAUGUGCCACAGCUAGAUGCCAUUUACAUCUUUUGUGGCAACAAAUCCAGGCAUGAGGGAUGGACUCAAAAUUGGAAAAAAAUCAAAGGUGUCCAUACAAAUAUCAAAGAAAUUUGUCAAGCAUUGCAAUUGGUGGUUAAACAAUGUGACCAGGACACAAUUGCCGUAAGUUUUCUUACGGUAAAUGAAAUGUCUUCAACUGAGAAUUUGAAUCAGUUGGAGCCAACUUUCAUGUAUACUCAACUAUUCAAGGAGAUUCUCCUUGAUAUUGAAUAUGAUCCCAAGGCAAUUCAGGACUUAGCAACAUGUUGCCGCGAAGUUUUUGCUGACAACUCAAUUGAAUUGCAAGUGAUUGACGAAUUUGAACGUGACUAUGAUCCAGAAAAAGCAAUAUGGUGGUAUACAUGUGAGUGUUUUACCUACAAAAUGCUCAAUCAAGCACUUCGAACUAUGGAUGCCGAUAUAAUCAUUAACAUGGGCUUCUUCUUACGUGAUAUACAUCAACAAAUUCAACAGCUGCAUGAACACCAGGCCAUUAGUUAUGGAAGAAAACCUUUUUUAGUUUAUCGAGGACAAGGUCUUAUGAAAUCAGACUUUGAAAAACUUCAGAAAGCAGAAGGUGGACUUAUGUCCUUUAACAAUUUCUUGUCCACCAGUAAAGAUGAAAAAGUGUCCCUCCGUUUUGCUCAAGGUGCUACAACAGAACCAAAUAAGAUGGGAAUUCUCUUUAUAAUGUCCAUUGAUCCUUGCUUGAAAUCAGCACCAUUUGCCUCUAUCAAAGAGAAGAGUUAUUUUAAGGAAGAAGAAGAAAUUCUCUUCUCAAUGCACACAGUCUUUCGAGUGAAUGCAAUUAAACAAAUAGACAAUGAGAAUCAACUGUAUCAAGUUGAAUUAGAUUUAACAUCGGAUGAUGAUCAACAACUUCGAUUACUUACUGAUCGGAUACGAGAAGAAGCUGGUGGUAGUACUGGAUGGCAAAGAUUGGGUAAACUAUUGCUUAACAUCGGUCAAUUUAAUAAAGCUGAAGAACUUUAUAAUGUAUUACUCGAACAGACAUCUGAUGAUGGAGAAAAAGCUCAUUAUUAUGUUUGUCUGGGAUAUGUCAAAAAUCACCAGGCUGAUUAUGAAAAGGCUAUUUGGUAUUACGAACAAGGACUUGAAAUUCAACAAAAAACUCUUCCUUCAAAUCAUCCUGAUUUGGCUACUUCAUACGAUAACAUUGGUUUGGUGUAUGGCAACAUGGGAGAAUACUCAAAAGCACUUUCAUCUCACGAAAAAGCACUUGAAAUUCGAGAAAAAACUCUUCCUGCAAAUCAUCCUGAUUUGGCUACUUCAUACAACAACAUCGGUAGUGUGUAUGAUAACAUGGGAGAGAACUCGAAAGCACUUUCAUAUCAUGAAAAAGCACUCGAAAUUGAACAAAAAACUCUUCCUUCAAAUCAUCCUGAUUUAGCUAAUUCGUACAACAACAUCGCUUCCGUGUAUUACAAUAUGAAAGACUAUUCGAAAGCACUCUCAUAUUUUGAACGUGCUCUAGACAUAUUACGACGUGCAUUACCUCCAACUCAUCCUAAUAUAAAAAGUGUGAAAAACAGUAUUGAAAUUGUAAAAAAGAAUUUAUAA
Molecule: messenger RNA, 1908 nt
Organism: Adineta steineri
Lineage: Eukaryota; Metazoa; Rotifera; Eurotatoria; Adinetida; Adinetidae
Source: the annotation of a GenBank genome assembly